Messenger RNA from Bubalus bubalis (water buffalo), 3903 nucleotides. RefSeq names its product bromodomain containing 8 (gene BRD8). Lineage: Eukaryota; Metazoa; Chordata; Mammalia; Artiodactyla; Bovidae. The record is from RefSeq and is a predicted model, not a curated record. Bases 259 to 3369 code for a protein of 1036 amino acids. The transcript is spliced from 20 exons. Gene Ontology annotation, molecular function: protein binding. Gene Ontology annotation, cellular component: NuA4 histone acetyltransferase complex.
CCUUAGGCAUUUCUUUUCUAAGAAGCCUGAAGGAAAUCCUAAGGCUUCAGCCACCAUUCUCUGUUCUUUCGCACAUUCCUUCCCAGGAACUCCCAAGAAUACCUGAUUUUGGGCGCUAGUUCAUCCUAGGGUGGGGAGAGGGGACUACAUUUCCCAGGAUGCACCGCGAAUAAACGCUGGAACUCUAUUUCCCAGAAUUCCUUGGGCUUCAAUUCAGCCAGAAAUCUUCCUUUGGGGGUUGGAGACGUCGGGGCCAAGAUGGCGACGGGAACGGGCAAACAUAAGCUGCUGAGUACUGGCCCUACAGAGCCAUGGUCCAUCCGAGAGAAGCUGUGUUUAGCGUCUUCGGUCAUGAGGAGUGGCGAUCAAAAUUGGGUAUCAGUUAGCAGAGCAAUCAAGCCCUUUGCAGAACCUGGCCGCCCUCCAGACUGGUUCUCUCAAAAACACUGUGCUUCCCAGUACUCAGAGCUUCUAGAGACCACUGAGACCCCAAAACGGAAACGGGGUGAAAAGGGAGAAGUGGUAGAAACCGUUGAAGAUGUCAUUGUUCGGAAACUGACUGCUGAGCGAGUUGAGGAACUAAAGAAAGUGAUAAAAGAAACCCAGGAAAAAUAUAGACGACUGAAAAGAGAUGCAGAACUAAUUCAAGCUGGGCACAUGGACAGCAGACUGGAUGAACUUUGCAAUGACAUUGCGAUGAAAAAGAAACUGGAAGAAGAGGAGGCUGAAGUAAAGAGGAAGGCUACAGAUGCGGCAUAUCAGGCCCGUCAAGCAGUAAAAACACCCCCUCGGAGGUUACCUACUGUGAUGGUCCGCUCUCCUAUAGAUUCUGCCUCCCCUGGAGGUGAUUAUCCACUUGCGGACUUGAAUGCAACCACUAUGGAAGAGGCCGCCUCUGGGGUAACCCCUGGGACUUUGCCGAGUACCCCAGUCACCUCGUUUCCUGGAAUUCCUGACACCCUUCCUCCAGGCUCUGCACCCUUAGAAGCCCCCAUGACCCCAGUAACAGAUGAUUCACCCCAGAAAAAGAUGCUUGGACAGAAAGCAACUCCACCCCCUUCCCCUCUGCUGUCAGAGCUCUUGAAGAAGGGCAGCCUCCUGCCUACUAGCCCCAGACUGGUCAAUGAGAGUGAAAUGGCUGUGGCUUCUGGCCACCUGAACAGUACAGGUGUCCUCUUGGAGGUAGGCGGGGUCCUUCCCAUGAUACAUGGUGGGGAGAUGCAGCAAACACCCAGCACUGUUGCAGCCUCCCCUGCUGCCUCAGGUACUCCUACUCUUUCCCGGCUUUUAGAAGCUGGUCCUACACAGUUCACCACACCUCUUGCUUCCUUCACUACUGUUGCCAGUGAACCUCCAGUUAAACUUGUGGCACCCCCUGUAGAAUCUGUAUCCCAGGCUACCAUUGUCAUGAUGCCUGCGCUGCCAGCACCAUCCUCUGCUCCGGCUGUCUCCACUCCUGAGAGUGUAGCUCCAGUGAGUCAGCCUGACACAUGUGUUCCCAUGGAGGCUGUGGGGGAUCCACAUACUGUGACUGUUUCCAUGGAUAGCAGUGAAAUCUCCAUGAUCAUCAAUUCUAUCAAAGAAGAGUGUUUCCGAUCAGGGGUAGCAGAGGCCCCUGGAGGAUCAAAGGCUCCCAGCAUUGAUGGGAAGGAAGAUUUAGAUCUGGCUGAGAAGAUGGAUAUUGCAGUGUCUUACACAGGUGAAGAGCUGGAUUUUGAGACUGUUGGGGACAUCAUUGCCAUCAUUGAGGACAAGGUAGAUGAUCAUCCCGAAGUGCUGGAUGUGGCUGCAGUGGAAGCAGCACUGUCAUUCUGUGAGGAGAAUGAUGAUCCCCAGUCACUACCUGGCCCCUGGGAGCACUCUAUCCAGCAGGAACGGGAUAAGCCAGUACCUCUCCCUGCACCAGAGAUGACAGUCAAGCAAGAGAGGCUGGACUUUGAAGACACAGAAAGCAAAGGAAUCCAUGAACUGGUGGACAUCAGGGAGCCUGGUGUUGAGAUCAAAAUGGAACCUGCAGAACCAGAGCAAGGCAUUUCAGGGGCUGAAAUGGUAUCUGGAGUUGUUCCAGCCACAAAUAUGGAGCCACCAGAACUCAGGAGUCAGGACUUAGACGAGGAACCCAGAAGUAUAGCAACUGGAGAAAUUACUGAAGCAGAUGUUUCCAGUAGGAAAGGUGAUGAGACUCCACUUACAGCAGUGAAGACAGAGGCAUCCCCUGAAAGCAUGUUGUCUCCAUCACAUGUUGUCUCAAAUCCCAUUGAAGAUCCUUUAGAGGCAGAGACUCAGCACAAGUUUGAAAUGUCAGACUCAUUGAAAGAAGAAUCAGGGACUAUUUUUGGAAGCCAGAUAAAGGAUGCCCCAGGUGAGGAUGAGGAGGAAGAUGGAGUCAGUGAAGCGGCAAGCCUAGAGGAGCCUAAGGAAGAAGAUCAAGGAGAAGGCUAUUUGUCAGAAAUGGAUAACGAACCCCCUGUGAGUGAGAGUGACGAUGGCUUUAGCAUUCACAAUGCUACGCUGCAGUCCCACACACUGGCAGACUCCAUCCCCAGCAGCCCUGCUUCUUCACAGUUCUCUGUCUGUAGUGAGGAUCAGGAAGCUAUUCAGGCACAGAAAAUCUGGAAGAAAGCCAUCAUGCUUGUAUGGAGAGCUGCAGCUAAUCAUAGGUAUGCCAAUGUCUUCCUCCAGCCUGUUACAGAUGACAUAGCACCUGGCUACCACAGCAUUGUACAGAGGCCUAUGGAUUUGUCAACUAUUAAGAAAAACAUUGAAAAUGGACUGAUCCGCAGCACAGCCGAAUUUCAGCGUGACAUUAUGCUGAUGUUCCAGAAUGCUGUGAUGUAUAAUAGCUCAGACCACGAUGUCUACCAUAUGGCAGUAGAAAUGCAGCGAGAUGUUUUGGAGCAGAUCCAGUUCAAAAUAGGUCGUAAGGCAGCAGAGACAAUUUACAACCUCAACAAUGCAUUUGCCCCAAGAAUUGCUAACAAACAUACAGUGCAGUGGUGGUUCAAGAAGUGUUGCAAAGGAGAUGAGAGCCUUGAAGAUGAGGAGCUUAGUGGCUGGCCAGUGAAAGUUGACAAUGACCAAUUGAGAGCCAUCAUUGAAGCUGAUUCUCUUACAACUAUGCGAGAAGUUGCCAAAGAACUCAACGUUGACCAUUCUAUGGUCGUUCAGAAUUUGAAGCAAAUUGGAAAGGUGAAAAAGCUUGAUAAGUGGGUGCCUCCUGAGCUGACCGCAAAUCAAAAAAAUCAUUUUGAUGUGUUGUCUUCUCUUAUUCCACGCAACAACAGACCAUUUCUUGAUUGGAUUGUGGCAUGUGAUGAAAAGUGGAUUUUAUACAAUAGCAGGCGACAACCAGCUCAGUGGCUAGACUAAGAAGAAGCUCCAAAGCACCUCUCAAAGCUGAACUUGCACCAAAAAUUGGUCAUGGUCACUGUUUGGUGGUCUGCUACCAGUCUGAUCCACUACAGCUUUCUGAAUCCCUGUGAAACCAUUACAUCUGAGAAGUAUGCUCAGCAGAUCGAUGAGAUGCACCAAAAAUUGUAACUCCUGCAACUGGCAUUGGUCAAUAGAAAGGGCCCAGUUCUUAUCCAUGACAACACCCAACCGCAGAUCACAAAACCACUACUUCAAAAGUUGAACAAAUUGGGCUAUGAAGUUUUGCCUCAUCUGCCAUAUUCUCCUGACCUCUCGCCAACUGACUACCACUUCUUCAAGCAUCUCAACAACUUUUUGUAGGGAAAAUGCUUCCACAACCAGUAGGAGGCAGAAAAUGCUCUCCAAGAGUUUGUUGAAUCCCAAAGCACGAGUUUUUAUGCUACAGAAAUAAACUUUAUUUCUCAUUGGCAAAAAUGUGUUGAUUGUAAUGGUUCCUAUUUUGAUCAAUAAAGAUGUGUUUGAGCCUGGUUA